AUGACAUUUUGCUCCAUUCCACUUGCAUUAACUCCGCUCAUUGUACCUGAUCACUAUGCUGAGGCCGCGGCUCCCUGCAGCCAGAGCCGCCAGACGCGCGCAGGAGGCCGCGGGAGCCGCGAUCAGGGCGGCGCCCGGGGGUGGGCUCCGCUCGCGCGGCCCCGCGAAGCCCCCGCGCGCCCGGGAACGCGUGGUCCCCGCCAGGCCCUGUCCCCAGGGAAGCCCGUGGCGGGCGGAGCGGGGACGGGGCGGACCGGCCGGCGGAGGCGGGGGCGGCGGCCGGAGGCGGCGAGGCUCGGGCUCUCGGAGGGGCCCCACUCGCGCGUCCCGGGCGCGGUCCAGGGCGCGGUGGGCAUGAAACCGGCGGCGCGGGAGGCGCGGCCGCCCCGGUGUCCGCCGGAGCCGCGCCGGGCGCCGCUGCCGGUGCAGGUGCCGGUGCUGGUGCUGCGCCCCGGCCAGGUCGCGAGCGCAGGUGGCUGCUCCCCCUGUGAUCUGAUUGAAUCUAACGCUACAGCCCCUGAGAUUCGUUUUCUCAAGGUACCAGGAAACUUUUCAGUAAUAAAUGUAACGAAUUCUGGUGGCUGGCUGAAACCUUCUGAUAAAGAAAAUCUCGAGCGGUUUCCCCAAGGAGAUGGGAAGAUUUCAUUUUCAGGGCUGGAUCCUGGGACGAACUAUAGUUUCACCUUCACAAAUGGCUCCAGUACCUGCUGUCGAGACGUGCAAACCUUACCUAGUACCAGUACUGUGGGACCUGUUACCAGCAGUCCAACCAGUGUGAACCUGAGCUGGAGACAUGACACAGCGACUUCUGCUCCCGUGGGUGGAGUGGAGCACGAGGUGGGAGAUGGGCAGAGGAGGCUUGCAAGUCAGAAGGAUGGGAACAGCACAGACUCGAGUCCAGGAAGCAGUGGGACUUCAGGAGAUGCCACACAGGGAAACCCAGGCUCAGAUGCCAGCAACAUAGACAGCUUGCCCCAGCCAACCAGGAGCCCUGCUGCCCCUGAGUACACAUACCGACUCGAAGUGUCCUCUGACCCUCCUCUGCCCCGAGACACCACGGAAGUCCUGCUUCUGGGGUUGAAGUCGGACACACAGUACAAGGCCAGCAUUUAUCCUCGAGCAGCAUGUGGCACCGAGGGGUGGCUCCAGACCGCAGAGUUCAGAACAGAGUCCAGUCAGGUUUUUGGCCUCGAGGCUGUGAACAUCAGUGCCACAAGCUUGAUCAUGACCUGGAAAAUCAGUGAUAACGAGUCAUCAUCUGUCUAUACCUACAAGAUACAAGUUGCUGGCGAGACUUCCUGCAAUCUCACUGUCCAUGAGACUCGCGCCGUCAUCACCCCACUCAGCUCGAGCACCCUAUACAGCAUCACUGUAUGGCCUCUUCUUGACAACAGUACCAAGGGCAUGCCGGACUUUCUCCAGGUGUACACACCACCAGUGCUUUCUGACUUUAGAGUGACACAUGUCAGCACAAGGGCAAUUGGCUUAGCAUGGAGCAGCAAUGACUCUAGUUCCUUUGAGAUACACACCGUGUCGGAUGAAGCUGGAGCACCUCAGACAACCACCAAACAAAGCAUUGUCAUUGACGGCUUAUACCCCGGAACCGGGUAUCAUUUUGUGAUAUUUCCACAAGGACCAAAUGGGACUAAAGGGGAUUCCCAGACAGUUUACAGCACAACUGACCCCAGUGAAGUGUUUGACAUCCGUGUGGUUGAUGUCACCACUACUGACAUGCAGUUGGAGUGGCGGAAUACAGACAGUGCUGCUGGGUACACCCACGGUGUAGAGAUACUCGAGUACGGCUCUGAGCUGACAAACAGGUCUCAUGAAGCAGUCACUCUGGAGGGCCUGACCCCAGGCACCUUAUAUAACAUCACAGUCUUCCCAGAAAUGUAUCAUGUCCGGGGGAUCUCCAGCUCCGUUGCACAGUACACACGGCCCAGCAACGUGUCUAACAUUGAAAUAAGGACCAAUAUCACGGCAGCAACCAUAAACUGGCAGAACUUUGAUGCAGCCUCUUCGAGGUACACCUACUACCUUCUUAUUGAGCAGGAUGGAAAUUCCAGCAAGGCCACACACAGAGCCACGGGCAGCGGCAUCACCUGUGCUGCCACCACCAAAUUAACACCUGGCUCCUCAUACACUGUGAAGAUCUUCACACAGGUGGGGAAUGUCACUGAGUCACUGGCACCUGGCUGGCAGACCUUCUGUACAGAUCCUGCACCAGUAGCCUCCUUCCACUGUGAAGUGGUCCCCAGAGAGCCCACCUUGGUCCUCAAGUGGGCCUGCCCUUUCAGCACCAACACAGGCUUUGAGCUGGAGGUCAGCCACGGAGACUGGAAAAAUAGGAUGAACCUGGAGAGCAGCUCGUCGGAGAACGGCUCUGAGUACAGGACGGAAGUCACACAUUUUAAUUUUUCUAUCUCGUACGACAUUAGAAUUGCCGCCUGGUCCUGUAACAAGAUGUCACUGCCCACCCAAAGCGUGUGCCUGACUGGCAUCACAGACCCCCCCUCUCCGGACGGACCCCCUAAUAUCACAUCGGUGAGUCACAAUUCGGUGAAGGUCACGUUCGGUGGGUUUGAAGCCAGCCACGGCCCCAUCACAGCCUACGCUCUCCUCCUCACCAAUGGGGACGCGGUUUACCCGUCGGCAGAUGUUUUGAGAUACACGUAUGAAGAUUUCAAAAAGGGGGCCUCGGAUACUUAUGUGACAUACCUCAUAACAACAGAAGAAAAGAGACGUUCUCAGGGCUUGUUUGAAGUCUUGAAAUACGAGGUCACUGUUGGGAACGAGUCCACCACGCACGGCUACUACAAUGGGAAGCUAGAACCUCUGGGCUCCUAUCGGGCUUCUGUGGCUGGCUUCAUGAAUAUUACCUUCAAGCCUCACAGCAGUGGGCUCAUAGACGGGGCCGAGAGCUACGUGUCCUUCAGUCGCUACUCAGAGGUCGUCUUCUUGCCCCAGGAUCCAGGUGUCACCUGUGGAGCAGUUUUCGGAUGUAUCUUUGGUGCCUUGGUUAUCGUGGCUGUGGGAGGCUUCAUCUUCUGGAGGAAGAAAAGGAAAGAUGCAAAGAACAAUGAUGUGUCCUUUUCUCAAAUUAAACCUAAGAAAACCAAGUUAAUCAAAGUGGAGAAUUUCGAGGCCUACUUUAAGAAACAGCAAGCUGACUCCAACUGUGGAUUUGCAGAAGAAUAUGAAGAUCUGAAGCUUGUUGGAAUUAGUCUACCCAAGUAUGCCGCUGAACUGGCCGAGAAUAGAGGAAAGAAUCGCUAUAACAAUGUUCUGCCCUGCGAUAUUUCCCGUGUGAAACUUUCGGUCCAGACCCAUUCAGCUGACAACUACAUCAAUGCCAACUACAUGCCCGGCUACCAUUCCAAGAAAGAUUUUAUUGCCACACAAGGACCUUUACCCAACACUUUGAAAGAUUUUUGGCGUAUGGUUUGGGAGAAAAAUGUCUAUGCCAUUGUCAUGUUGACCAAAUGUGUUGAACAGGGAAGGACCAAAUGUGAGGAGUACUGGCCCUCCAAGCAGGCUCAGGACUACGGGGAUAUAACUGUGGCAAUGACAUCAGAAAUUGUUCUACCAGAAUGGACCAUCAGAGACUUCACAGUGAAAAACAUCCAGACAAGUGAGAGUCACCCUCUGCGUCAGUUCCAUUUCACCUCCUGGCCUGACCACGGUGUUCCUGACACCACUGACCUGCUCAUCAACUUCCAGUAUCUUGUUCGUGACUACAUGAAGCAGAGUCCUCCUGAGUCGCCAAUUCUGGUGCAUUGCAGCGCUGGAGUGGGAAGGAUGGGCACUUUCAUCGCCAUCGACCAUCUUAGCUAUCGGAUAGAGAACGAGAACACUGUGGAUGUGUACGGGAUUAUGUACGACCUUUGAAUGCACAGGCCUUUAAUGGUGCAGACAGAGGACCGGUAUAUUUUCCUCAAUCAGUGUAUUUUGGAUAUUAUCAGAUCCCAGAAGGACUCAAAGGUAGAUCUCAUCUACCAGAACACAACUGCAAUGACAAUCUAUGAAAACCUUGCACCAGUGACCACGUUCGGAAAGACCAAUGGUUAUAUUGCCUAA
Molecule: messenger RNA, 4077 nt
Organism: Hippopotamus amphibius kiboko
Lineage: Eukaryota; Metazoa; Chordata; Mammalia; Artiodactyla; Hippopotamidae
Product: receptor-type tyrosine-protein phosphatase eta-like
Biological process (GO): protein dephosphorylation; angiogenesis
Molecular function (GO): protein tyrosine phosphatase activity; cadherin binding
Source: RefSeq, a predicted model, not a curated record